Camelus dromedarius (Arabian camel) is the source of this 4338-nucleotide messenger RNA. RefSeq names its product gamma-aminobutyric acid type B receptor subunit 1 (gene GABBR1). Gene Ontology annotation, cellular component: membrane; G protein-coupled receptor heterodimeric complex. Gene Ontology annotation, molecular function: G protein-coupled GABA receptor activity. Gene Ontology annotation, biological process: gamma-aminobutyric acid signaling pathway; G protein-coupled receptor signaling pathway. Lineage: Eukaryota; Metazoa; Chordata; Mammalia; Artiodactyla; Camelidae. The record is from RefSeq and is a predicted model, not a curated record. The transcript has 23 exons. The coding region runs from base 149 to 3040 and encodes 963 amino acids.
CCUUGCCGGGCUGGAGCCUGGAUUCGCUGGGAGGAGGGACGGGAGGAGGGGAAAGGUGGAGGAGAGAGGAGGGGGGGAGUGGGGAGGAGCGGCCGGGCCUGGGGCCUUGAGGCCCGGGAGAGCCGGGGAGCCGGGCCGGCGCGCCGAGAUGCUGCUGCUGUUGCUGUCGCUGCUGGCGCCGCUCUUCCUCCGCCCCCCGGGCGCGGGCGGGGCGCAGACCCCCAACGCCACCUCCGAAGGUUGCCAGAUCAUACACCCACCCUGGGAAGGGGGCAUCAGGUACCGGGGCCUGACUCGGGACCAAGUGAAGGCUAUCAACUUCCUUCCUGUGGACUAUGAGAUUGAGUAUGUGUGCCGGGGCGAGCGCGAGGUGGUGGGGCCCAAGGUCCGAAAGUGCCUGGCCAACGGCUCCUGGACAGACAUGGACACACCCAGCCGCUGUGUCCGAAUCUGCUCCAAGUCUUAUUUGACCCUGGAAAGUGGGAAGGUUUUCCUGACGGGUGGGGACCUCCCAGCUCUGGACGGAGCCCGGGUGGAUUUCCGGUGUGACCCCGACUUCCAUCUGGUGGGCAGCUCCCGGAGCAUCUGUAGUCAGGGCCAGUGGAGCACCCCCAAGCCCCACUGCCAGGUGAAUCGAACGCCACACUCAGAACGGCGCGCAGUGUACAUCGGGGCGCUGUUUCCCAUGAGCGGGGGCUGGCCGGGGGGCCAGGCCUGCCAGCCCGCGGUCGAGAUGGCGCUCGAGGACGUGAAUAGCCGCAGGGACAUCCUGCCGGACUAUGAGCUCAAGCUCAUCCACCACGACAGCAAGUGUGACCCAGGCCAAGCCACCAAGUACCUGUACGAGCUGCUCUACAACGACCCUAUCAAGAUCAUCCUCAUGCCCGGCUGCAGCUCCGUCUCCACGCUCGUGGCUGAGGCUGCCAGGAUGUGGAACCUCAUUGUGCUUUCCUAUGGCUCCAGCUCACCAGCCCUGUCAAACCGGCAACGCUUUCCUACCUUCUUCCGAACUCAUCCGUCAGCCACACUCCACAAUCCCACGCGGGUGAAACUCUUCGAAAAGUGGGGCUGGAAGAAGAUCGCCACCAUUCAGCAGACCACUGAGGUCUUCACCUCGACUCUGGACGACCUGGAGGAACGAGUGAAGGAAGCUGGAAUCGAGAUUACUUUCCGUCAGAGUUUCUUCUCCGAUCCAGCUGUGCCUGUCAAAAACCUUAAGCGCCAGGAUGCCCGAAUCAUCGUGGGACUUUUCUAUGAGACUGAAGCCCGGAAAGUUUUUUGUGAGGUGUACAAGGAGCGGCUCUUUGGGAAGAAAUACGUCUGGUUCCUCAUUGGGUGGUACGCUGACAAUUGGUUCAAGAUCUAUGACCCGUCCAUCAACUGCACAGUGGACGAGAUGACGGAGGCGGUGGAGGGCCACAUCACCACUGAGAUCGUCAUGCUGAACCCUGCCAACACCCGCAGCAUUUCCAACAUGACGUCCCAGGAGUUUGUGGAGAAACUGACCAAGCGACUAAAAAGACACCCUGAGGAGACGGGAGGCUUCCAGGAGGCACCGCUGGCGUACGAUGCCAUCUGGGCCUUGGCACUGGCCCUGAACAAGACGUCCGGAGGGGGUGGCCGUUCGGGUGUGCGCCUGGAAGACUUCAACUACAACAACCAGACCAUAACUGACCAGAUCUACCGGGCAAUGAACUCCUCAUCCUUCGAGGGUGUCUCUGGCCAUGUGGUGUUUGAUGCCAGCGGCUCUCGGAUGGCAUGGACACUCAUCGAGCAGCUGCAGGGUGGCAGUUACAAGAAGAUCGGCUAUUAUGACAGCACCAAGGAUGAUCUUUCCUGGUCCAAAACGGAUAAGUGGAUUGGAGGGUCUCCGCCAGCCGACCAGACCCUGGUCAUCAAGACGUUCCGCUUCCUGUCACAGAAACUCUUUAUCUCCGUCUCCGUUCUCUCCAGCUUGGGCAUUGUCCUAGCUGUUGUCUGUCUGUCCUUUAACAUCUACAACUCCCACGUCCGUUAUAUCCAGAACUCACAGCCCAACCUGAAUAAUCUGACUGCUGUGGGCUGCUCCCUGGCAUUAGCUGCCGUCUUCCCCCUGGGGCUGGAUGGUUACCACAUCGGGAGGAGCCAGUUCCCCUUCGUCUGCCAGGCCCGCCUCUGGCUCCUGGGUCUGGGCUUUAGUCUGGGCUAUGGCUCCAUGUUCACCAAGAUCUGGUGGGUUCAUACAGUCUUCACGAAAAAGGAGGAAAAGAAGGAGUGGAGGAAGACCCUGGAGCCCUGGAAGCUGUACGCCACGGUGGGCUUGCUGGUGGGCAUGGAUGUCGUCACCCUUGCCAUCUGGCAGAUUGUGGACCCCUUGCACCGGACCAUUGAGACUUUUGCCAAGGAGGAACCGAAGGAAGAUAUUGACGUGUCUAUUCUGCCUCAGCUGGAGCACUGCAGCUCCAAGAAGAUGAAUACGUGGCUUGGCAUUUUCUAUGGUUACAAGGGGCUGUUGCUGCUGCUGGGUAUCUUUCUGGCUUAUGAGACCAAGAGUGUGUCCACUGAGAAGAUCAACGACCACCGGGCUGUGGGCAUGGCCAUCUACAAUGUGGCGGUCCUGUGCCUCAUCACCGCCCCGGUCACCAUGAUCCUGUCCAGCCAGCAGGACGCCGCCUUCGCCUUUGCUUCUCUGGCCAUAGUUUUCUCCUCCUACAUCACCCUGGUUGUGCUCUUCGUGCCCAAGAUGCGCAGGCUGAUCACCCGAGGGGAGUGGCAGUCGGAGGCACAGGACACCAUGAAGACAGGGUCCUCAACCAACAACAACGAGGAGGAGAAGUCCCGGCUGCUGGAGAAGGAGAACCGGGAACUGGAGAAGAUCAUUGCCGAGAAAGAAGAGCGCGUCUCUGAACUGCGCCAUCAGCUCCAGUCUCGGCAGCAGCUCCGCUCCCGGCGCCACCCUCCGACACCUCCAGACCCCUCGGGGGGCCUGCCUAGGGGGCCCCCUGAGCCCCCCGACCGGCUGAGCUGUGAUGGGAGUCGAGUCCACCUGCUUUACAAAUGAGGAAGGGGGUGUGAGGGAGGACAGGCCAGUAGGGGGAGGGAGAGGGAAAAGGAGAAGGGUGGGGGUAGGGAGGAAGCAGGGGGUCCCUCUCCCGUGUGGGAAGAAGUCGCUACUCAGUCCCAUCUCUUGUAAAUACCUGCCCCGCAGUGAGUCCCCGGGGGUCGUCCGGGUCUCCAGUUCUCUAGGAACCAGACCCUGUUCGCUCUCAUUUGUUCAUAUAAUUUUAUAUCCCUACUUCAUUCUCCAGUUUGUACCCGGCUUGAAGCUUCUCACUCACUGGCUCCUCCGCCUCACUAUGUACACGGGUCCCUUUUCUUUUCUGACACCCUCUGUCUCGUUGCCACGGCAACCCCAACCCUGCAGCUCCCUGGCCUUUGUGCUCUGCUGGUCCAGCAGGGAUCUCUCCCAAGUGCUCUUUCUGCCCCAACAGGGCCUCCUCAUGUCUCUCACCAUCCUGGUCUCCUUCCAACCUACUUGCCCCUCCACUCUUUCACAAGCUUUGUCCUUCUUCAGUUCUGCCUCUCCAGGGCACUCCUUCUUGCCAAGGCUCACAGGCUCCUACGCUCCGCGGGCUCACACUUAGCAUCGCGUGUGUCCUCCCCUCCCAGCUCGUUCCAGCGGCUCACGUGCGUGCACGCGUUUCACCUGUGCUUUCUUCACCCUUCCUGUGGUCCCGCGUGCUCUGUUGUAUUUCCUUCACUCGUGACUGCGCUGCCCAUCUCCGGUCACGGGUGUGCCCUUGUGAGGGAGUGUUUGGGUAGACGCGGGCUGUUUGUCUAGCAUGUCUUCCCUAGUGCACACAUCCAGGGUUACCCGUGGUUUUCCCUGUGUGCCCUUGUGCUGCCUCGUCUACCCUCUUCCCUUUGCACCUUAAAAGCAUUGUAUCCUAACAACGGAGCCAUAUGCACCCACUCUGCACAUUGUAAUGCACUUUCCCCCAGUUCACUCUUAGUGGAGCCAUCCACAUCCUCUCCUUGUCACACCCGGUUUCUGCUCACACUCUCCGCCUUCUCCUUCCCACUCGUGGACCACCCUUGGCCCCCAUGCACUAUCAUCCUCUCCCAAGAGUGCUUCCUUUGGUUUUGUGUUUUUCUGGGGCAAGAGGGAGAAGAAAUGGGGGCAGGUUUGGGGAGCUUCUUCCAGUGGACAGUUGGUGAGAAUCCUGAUGGAAGGAAGGCACCCCUGACUGUUGAGAUGGACAGAUGGUCCUAUGGGGCGGGAGGUGGCGUCCCUUUUGCACUGUGGUAUUUCUUGGGGAAGGAGCUCCCCAAAUCUCAAUAAACCAGUGAACAGAGUGA